Molecule: messenger RNA, 663 nt
Organism: Auanema sp. JU1783
Lineage: Eukaryota; Metazoa; Nematoda; Chromadorea; Rhabditida; Rhabditidae
Source: the annotation of a GenBank genome assembly
AUGAAACUGUACGUCGUGGCUGCCUUAGCCGUGGCUGUCGGAUAUGCUUCUGCUGCCACCAAGUUUGAUGACAUCAAAGAAAUCUACUCAAACCCUCUAGCACAUGGAUUCGGUGAAGAUAUCGAUUGGGUUCCAUGGGAGGAUGCUAUUGAGAAAGCUUUAGAUGAUAAGAAGCCAAUCUUCCUUCUCAUUCACAAGACCUGGUGUCACGCUUGCAAAGCUUUGAAGAAAACUUUCCAACAGUCUAAUGCUCGCAAGGCUUUCAAGACCCUCUCUGAGUACUUCAUCAUGGUUAACACCGAAGACGAUGAAGAGCCAUUCGAAGAGGAAUACAGACCAGAUGGAAAAUACAUUCCAAGACUUCUCUUCCUCGACACCAACGGAGAUCUUCUUCCACAAUUCAAGAACAAGAAGGCUGAGUACAAGAACUAUGCUUUCUAUUACUCUUCCCCAUCUGAUAUUUUGAACUCCAUGAAGGACGUUCUUGGACAUUUCGGAGUCGAAGUACCAGAAUUGAAGAAGGGAGAUAAGCUCAGACCAAAGAAGAAGGAGAAGAAGGAAGAGAAGAAGGAAGAGAAGAAGGAAGAGAAGAAGGAAGAGAAGAAGGAGGAGAAGAAGGAGGAGAAGAAGCAAGACAAGAAGGAGAAGAAGUCAGAACUCUAA